AUGCAUUAUAGGAAGCAAUUGAAGAUAUUGAUAGAUGACAUGUUACCAGAAUGGAGAGACAAGUUUUUAUCUUAUAAAGAUUUGAAGAAACAAUUAAGCAAGAUUUACCCUAAAGAAGAAGGGGGUAAUAGUAAAAAAAGGAUUAAAAUUGAUCCCGUGACGGUAGAAAAGGAAGUUGAUAAUUUUGUUAAAUUGUGUCAACAACAGAUUGACAAGUUUAAUGAUUUUUUUCUUGAGAAAGAAGAGUGGUAUAUUAUUAAAAUUGAGGUGCUAGAAGGUAACUUGGUUGCAGCCCAUAAUUCAAAUGAAGAAUUGAUGAAAGAGCUAGCAGAUUUACACGGGGAGAUAGUUUUAUUGUUAAAUUAUAGUGCCCUUAAUUACACAGGACUAGUAAAGAUACUAAAGAAGCAUGACAAAUUCAGUGGUGCUCUCAUCCGCUUGCCUUUUAUCCAAAAGGUUGUAAAUGAGCCAUUUUACAAAACCGAUGUACUUAACAGUCUCGUGAAAAAAUGUUUGAUGAUGCUCGACCAACUUUUCUCCACGAAUGAACAAGGAUCAUCUCCACCUACAUCACCAAUCAGAGAAGAAGAACCUUCACUUACAGUUCCAACAGAACUCGUUGACAUCAAGAACAGGGAGAACACUUACAUGAAACAAACUCUUUCAGCUCUCACGGUGUUGAAGGGGAUUCGAAGCGGAAGCUCUACAGUAAACAUGUUUUCACUACCCCCGAUGCAAUAGAGGAAGGAGAUGGAU
Messenger RNA from Erigeron canadensis, 756 nucleotides. Its product is annotated as SPX domain-containing protein 2-like. The coding region runs from base 1 to 741 and encodes 246 amino acids. NCBI's taxonomy places the organism in Eukaryota, Viridiplantae, Streptophyta, Magnoliopsida, Asterales, Asteraceae. Gene Ontology annotation, biological process: cellular response to phosphate starvation. The transcript is spliced from 3 exons. The record is from RefSeq and is a predicted model, not a curated record.